AUGCCCAAUUUCUACAGCCUGGAGAUGUACGCGGACAACACCAUGUCCUUCUGCAGCAAGGAGCGCCCGCCCCCGAUCAGCGUGCCCCCCUACUCGGGCGCCAUCAGGAUCACGUACCACUCCGGGACCGCGACCGGCAGAGGCUACAAGCUGACCGUGUCAGCCUCCCGCUGCCCGCCGGCCGACCUGCUCGAGCCGUCCGGGGCCGUGUUCCUCAACAACGAGGCCAAGGAGUGCGUGAUCCGCAUCGUCGCCCCGACCAACCAGACCAUCACGUUCUUCAUCGGGGAGAACUCGUACAUCACCCCGUCCACCGACUGCAAGGAAGGCGGCCUGGAGGUGCUGGACGGCCUCGCCGGAAGCAGCCCUCGGAUCGGCCGCGUCUGCGAGCCGUCCAUGUCGCGAGGCUUCUCGUCCACCGGCCCCGGGAUGCUCAUCAAGUACUGGGCCAAGGACUUCAACACCUACAGCAGGGUCGACGGCCACUACUGGACCACGGACCAGGGCCCUGGCUGUGGCGGCGCGCUCCACCAGGACUCGGGCGUCUUCACCAGCCCCAUGUACCCGGCGCCGUACCGGAACGCCUCCGUGUGUCGCUGGGACAUCUUCAGCCCCGGAGCCAGGAGUCCCGUGCUGAACUUCAAAGCGUUCGAUCUGGGCCCCAACACGUCAUGCGACACGGACUUCGUCGAAGUGUUCGACGUGGACGCGGAAGACAGAGAGACCAGCCUCGCCCGUUACUGCGGAAAGGACAAGCCCGGCUUCGUGCGAGGACACACCCACCGCAUCGCCGUCAAGUACACCACCAGUGUGCGCAACGGCGGCACCGGCUGGAUGGUCGAGUUCAGGGGGCUGGCCUCCGGAGACCAGUGGCACCAACUAGACUCGUGGAAGUCCACUACAUUAUAGGAGAUUUUAAUUUAAAUAAAUUAAAAAUGAAAACAAAACGCGUGAA
Messenger RNA from Frankliniella occidentalis (western flower thrips), 955 nucleotides. Its product is annotated as cubilin-like. Lineage: Eukaryota; Metazoa; Arthropoda; Insecta; Thysanoptera; Thripidae. The record is from RefSeq and is a predicted model, not a curated record.